UGGAUGGGUGAGAAGCUGCCAGAAAAUAUCCCGUGCCUUCCACUUCUUUCCUGUCUAACCUAGAACUAGAAACAGAGCCUCGCCGCCGACAUGGUAUCAGAGCACGCGGCGGCGCUGUCCGGCGGCACGGAGGAUUGAAGGAUCCGGGCCUCUGGGGUGCUGUGGGCGAAGACGCUGGUGUGGGAGGUGGCUGCAGCUUCUCCAGGAGUCCAACCUGCUAAGGGCUUGGAGGAGCUACGGAUCCAGGAGUCCAGACUGCGGUUCUCCAAUCAAGGUUAGGUGCCUCUAGUUGCUUGGGGAGGCUGAGAUUUGAGGGGAAGAUAGGGUUGUGAUUGUGGAUUUAGGAAGGCUGAGACUUUAGAAGAAGUCAGAGUUUCAGCUGUGGAUUGGGGUCUGAGUUGUGUGACAAUUUGGGUGCUGAUUGACGACGGCCUGAGGUGCUUGUUACCCUGAAGGGCGGUGUUGGAAGAUGGGCGACAAGACUGACACUCCAGGACCUGUGACGGCAGCAGAGCUAGCGGCUAUCCUGCGGGCAAUGGAUGAUAGGUACAGACCUCUAUUCGAUGCUAUUAGUAAACAAGCAGAAAGCUCAAGAGCAGAACCAGAGGUCAAGGAAGAGAUACAUCCUCUGCAACUUCCUCUUGUGAAGCUGGAGGGAUCCGAGACUUAUGCAAGUUGGGCGGAGCACGCAGAAACCAUCCUAAUUUCUAGGAAACUUGAGGGUUACAUCUCAGGUACAGUUGAGAAGCCUGCUGAAGAGAAUUCGAAGGAGGGACAAAGGUGGAAGAUGACAAAUGCACUCGUGAGAGCCUGGUUGUUAAGUUCCCUCUCACCUCAAAUAGCAAAACAAGUUGAGAGAAUUAAGGAGGCUUCAGAAAUUUGGAGGCUCUUGAAAGGCACCUUCUCAGGAGUUGGUAAUGAGAUGCUUGCUUGCAGAAUACAGAAGGAGUUACAGCAGGUCAGUCAAGGAGAGAGGACAGUAGUGGAGUAUGUCUCAGAAUUAAAAAGGUUGUGGAGUGACCUAGAUUAUUAUGAUCACGUUGACUUGGAGUGUGGAAAAUGCCUGGAGAAGUAUAAUCAAUGGACAGAAAGAAAGCGAGUGAGGGAUUUCUUGAAUGGACUUAACCAAAAAUUUGAGAACAGGAGGGCAGCACUCUAUGGAAUCGGGAAGCUACCUAACUUGGAACAAGCAAUUUCUGCAAUCAUAAGUGAAGAGACACGCCUACGAUUAGAGGCAACUGAGCUGGGUACGCAAGGAGUGGCACAUAGGCGUUCCGCUUUGUUCGCUGUGGAGAACAAUGCUUAUCAACGGCCAGGGACAAAUGGAUUUGAAAGAACAUGUUUUGAGUGUGGUCAGCCUAGACAUUUGAGGGCCUCUUGUCCUGAAUUGAAUGGAGGUGGCCGGGCUAGAGGUCAGAAUUGGCGUGGUAGGGGUCGUGGCCGCAUGUUUGGUGGACGUCGAGGUGGCCACGAACGAGGUAUGUGGCUAGUAGGGAGAGCCAAUACCUCAGCUACCACAGAGGAAGCCGCCACAAAAACAGUGACUGUGGAGAUGACUGCAGAGGACCUAGAAAGAUGGAGUCAGCUCAAGGGAAUGAAUCAAAGUGACAAACAAACAGCCGAAGCAUUUACUCCUUCAACUUCCACGACUUCUGCUAAUUUUGGCGGAACUUGGGACUGGAAGAAAGCUUGGGAUGGGGAGCAUGCAUAAUGGGCUGUACUACUUGGACAACAAUACAUCACCAUUUGUAGCUGCUGCCCUAGCUCACAAUCUAUUAGAGGAAUGUCUACUGCAACAUCGUCGACUAGGGCAUAUGCCCUUUGGUAUUUUGGGUCAACUCUAUCCUGACCUUUUUAGUAAAGUUAGCAAGGAAAAGUUGUUGUGUGAUGCUUGUCAGUAUGGGAAACAAACCCGAAGUUCUUAUGUAUCAUCAGACAAUCGUAGUAGUGUGCCACUUCAAACUAUCCACUCAGAUGUGUGGGGCCCAAGUGGAGUAGUAUCAAUUAAUGGUUAUCGUUAUUU
Messenger RNA from Lolium perenne, 2023 nucleotides. The record is from RefSeq and is a predicted model, not a curated record. NCBI's taxonomy places the organism in Eukaryota, Viridiplantae, Streptophyta, Magnoliopsida, Poales, Poaceae.